UUUCACAUCGUAGCAGCAAUCGGCCGCGCGGGAGGGGUCGAUUUCAUGCGGCUGCCUGAUCGCACCAUGCGUUGGGCGCCAGUAGCCGUACGCCACGAGGCGGGCAUAGCUGCUUGGCAGCCGAGCUGGGUUUGCAUGGGUUGUGCCCAAGCCGAACAGCUCGGUGACCUGUCCAUCCCGGCUGAGGCAGGCAGUCCAUGUGACCGCUGCGGGAGCACCCUCCUUUGGGAAUAUGACCGCGUCACUGGCGUGGAGGCCUUCGGCUGCCCUCAACGGUGCGCCCGGCCUGCUCGCGCGCCCGCACCCGUCCGAGUUGCGCCCCCUCCACAGCCACCAGCUCAGACCCUAGGCUCCGGGAAUUACUGCCAAGCCCGCGUGGCGGACCCGCAGCGCGUCAACCUGAGCUGCCAGCACCUGCCGGAUCACAUGGGGUGCCUGAACCGCUCAUCUUGCGCCCCGAGUGCCCGCCGCGACCCAACGCACAUCGUCCGGAGGCACAUGUGCAUUUGUCCCGGAGUACAUGGUACGACCGGGGGCCUCCCGAACAUGGCGUGCAGUCACCAUCAGUCACCCACCAAUUCGUGGCUGUAUGUGCCGCUCCUCCAUGGCGCGAUUGGAAUGCUUUCCGAUCGGGCACUCGCCCUGUGGCGGGCGGAGGAGCGCCCUUCGCCACAAUGGGAAGAGGCUCGCCGGGCGCUGGCGGUCUCGGCCCCAGUUCCAAUUGCCGCACUCACGGAGGCAUUGAUCGCAGCGGCCAGCCACCGCAACGAGGACUUGCCCCAAGCCGCUCUCGAAGAGGCGGCAAUUCUCCCGUCCAGCACUUUGGUGCACAUCGGAUGGGGGAUGCGCCACAUUGCUCACCCCGAUGGUUACAUCAGCGCAGCGGGCCAAGAAGUGUGUCUAAUGUUGUAUGGCGGCUCGGCGUUAGCAAGCGCGCUUGACCGCCUGUCGGACGCGUUCCGCACAGCACUGGCACCGCCAGCCCCGGCAGCGCCCGCCUGCCGUCGUUUGACGCUUGUGUACGGGGAUCUCUCAGCAGCGGAUGCGCCGGUGGCCGAACACCCUUCACCGGGGAGGGCGGAUAGCGAAGCCGAGACCGUCGGAGCCGCUGAUGGGAAUGGCACCAUCGACCUUGCGGACGCAUUCCGCGAACGGUUGCCGACCAUCCGCACGGUGCCCCGAUUCCUCACAGCGGGGGUGCGCAGGUGCCUGACCCGUUGCCUCAACGAUCUGCAAAUCGCUUAUCGGCGACGUGAUGGGGCUGCCCGAGAAGCAGCGUGGAAGCUGUUUUUGCUGGCUCCGCGUUUGCUAUUGGCGCGCUGCCGUGACACCGGGCCAGUCGGGCGAGCCGCUCUCCUGCGCCGCGUUGAGCUCUUUGAGUCGGGCUUGUGGGAACAGCUGCUGGAAGAGGCCCGAGCGGGUGCGCCUACGGGCCAACGCAACCCUCCCCGCACCAAUUCAGCUGUGCUCGAGGAAGCUUGCGAAAGGGUGCGGCAAGGACAGCUGUCCCGAGCGCGCCAAGCCCUCACAGCAGCUGCGCUGGCCCCUGGCACUGAUGAGACUCUCCAGGCAUUAUCGGAUCCCACCCGUCGGCCGCCAUCGCGGCACCGUGAGAUACCUGCAGAGGUAUUGAGCCAUGAGCCGGCAGAGGCCGUCACCUUGUCGGUCCAACAAGUCGCGGAGUCACUCCGUAGCGCCAGGCGAGGGUCCGCACCAGGCCUGUCGGGGGCAACGGUAGACCAUUACAAGUUGCUCUUGGACGACCCUGCAGCGCUCGAGCUCCUGGCUUUUGCAGUCAACUGCCUUGCGCGGGCUGACGUGCCGCCUGUCAUUGUCCAAGCCCUCUCCCUGUCAAGGCUACCGGCCUUGCGCAAGCCAGGAGGCGGCGUGCGGGGCAUAGCCACAGGUGAUGUCUUCCGCCGGUUGGCCCGCGAUAUUGCAUUCCUGCCUGCCUCCCUCGGGGGCCUGGGCCUCAUGCAUGCCGAGAGGCGGGAGCGCUGUCUACAGGAGCUCCAGGCCGGUAGCCAGGCCGCGGCGCCAAGCCUCCAGGCCGCCGCGGCUGCAGGCGAUCCAGGUUGUCCGGGAGUGCGAUCCGGCCAGAAGGCAGAGUUGUCCUCCAGUUCGCAGCUGACACGGCGCCGAGCAGGCUGCCGCUGCGAUGAGGCCUCGCGGACAGCCAAGGCGUUGGUGGGGUAUGCUGGCAGUCGCGGUCCACUGGUGGUCGCAAGCACUGCGCUUGGCUGCGCGUGGCAAACGCCACCGCACCCGAACAGGCUGACAGAGCCGCCGCUUGAGAGCGUGCUCGACCUCGCAUCCCCUGCGGCCGGCGGCUCCUCCUCGGUGUGUUUCCCGGUCGACGCGCUGGGCCGCCUCCGCCCGACCAAACAAGCGCCGAAUAUGAUGUGGAUGUCCGCCCGCAUGUUUCUCUCCUCAACGGGGCGCGCCUGGUUGAUGCACUGCGCAUGCGUGCGGCGGGGGAAGCCAUACCUUACAGCGGGCACCCGCGCCAGCUCAGCACCCGGCACUUCCGUUGCCCCGGCUUCGUCGCUCCCAACUGCGCCUGCGCCAGCCGCCGACUGCGUCCUCAUUGGGCCACCUGACAUACCGCUGCGGCCUGCCAGGUACUCGUGCGUGUACGUGCCAUUGUUGCUGGAUGCUGCCGACAUCUUGGCCCCGCAGGCGCGCAAUGCCUGGCACACCCAUCCAGCAUUUGCACCGUGGUGUUCUGGCACUGUCCGGGCCCUCUUAGCGCGACCCUUACUUUCAGUGCACCAUGUUGCCGAUGUGGCACGGGCCGUUGCAAUCGCCAGUCCAGAACACGCUGCCAGCCUUGCCGGCUUGUUCACUGCCCGCCCCAUGCCGUUUCUGGCAGCACUCAUCAGGCAGGUUAGCCGCGGUGGAAAGAGCUUUUACAUCACGGGACCUGGUGUGCGAGGGCAUUCGGACCACUUCAUUGCAAAGGUCUUCCGCUGCCUCCUCCGGAUCAAGCAGGGACACGUGGAGGUGGCCAAGAAUUUGCGCCGGGUUGAGACCACGCCCCUCAAGCAAGCUCGCAUUGAUGCACAGGCAGCUCGGCUCCUGUUUGCAGCGGGGGAAUCGCCAGCGCAGAUUGACAGCAGACAGGACAUCAUUGACCCACAGGCAUCUCACAUAGUGUUCACUGCGGAUGAGUCCCCUCCAAUUGACAAAAGACAGGACUGGAUUGACCCGCAGGCCGCCCGUCUACUGUUUACAGCAGGGGAGUCGCCAGAGCAGAAUGACAAACGACAGGCUGUUCCAGUCAAUGAGCAGAACCAGGCAGCAGUUCUUGCAGCUGUGCAGCGUGAUUUCGAGAAUCGGCUGCAAGCCAAUACUGGAGACAUGGUUGGCUUAUGGUGUGAGUAUGUGCAGUGGGUGGAGCAGCACUUCCCCAAGACAGAUCAAGAAGCCAACAUUUUAGCUCGUGCCUGCUACUCCCUCACGGGCGACCCGGCGCUGAAGGAUGACAUUCGAUACUUGCGCCUUUGGGUCCGGCAUGCCGCACUUCUUCCAGACCCAGACAAGGUUUUCACGUUUCUUCGGCAGGAAGGCAUUGGAACUUGCCAUGCCUUAUUCUACGAAGCAGUGGCGGCCAGCCUAGAGCGGCAGCAUGAAUUCCAGAAAGUGGAAGCCGUGUACAAAGAGGGAAUUGAGCGUGCUGCCGAGCCCCAGCAACGACUUCAAAGCCGAUUUAGUGAGUUCCAGCGGCGGAUGGCAAAGCGUGCAGCUAGAGAAGGCCGACAAAAGCAGCACGUGCCAUUAGUGCAGGAUUUGAGUCCGCGCUCACCGAUGCCCCGAUCAACUGAAGAACAGAGAUUCCUGCAGAGCACGUACAAACAGACACCAGAUGUGCUCACCAAGAGAAGUCAGAAGGAAGGUCCGCGAGAUUCUUUGGAGACGGCUGAUGCCCCUCGCACACCGGGCCACAUUGAAGAAACCCCCGGCCAAUCAGUUCCAAGAUGGAGCUCAUCCACCCUGCUGCUGGAGGAGGAAGAAGAGCUGCCAGUGCAUGAUCAAGCUUUCAUCUCGAUUCUGCCUCAGCAAGAGGACUCAGAUGAUGUGUCUGUAGAGGAGAUGCAGGCCGCAAGGAUCUUGGCGCGACAGGAUCCUGGCCUGGCUGGACGUGCAUCAGACAUCCUGGCAGGGGCUCCCUCAAGCAUGACUCAAGAGUCUACUGGCGGCUUCAGAGCCUUGUUUUCUGAUUCACGCUUUUCGCGGCGCUCAUCAGCUGGAUCCGUGUUUGACCCCUUCGAUGAUCCUACCUACACGGCUGAGUUGGCACAGAAAGAGGUGCUUGCCCUGCUUGCGUGUGAUCCCUAUCAUGAGCCUGUGCGGAGAAAUUCGGUGCACUUGAAGCCACUCGUCCGAGUUGGGCAGCCUAGAGCUAAAGGUGUAGAUGCACCAAAAGCCUGGGGGGAAAGUGGCUUUGAAAUCUUUGAUGAAGGUGGCCUCGGUUAG
Molecule: messenger RNA, 4476 nt
Organism: Symbiodinium pilosum
Lineage: Eukaryota; Dinophyceae; Suessiales; Symbiodiniaceae
Source: the annotation of a GenBank genome assembly